Messenger RNA from Penicillium canescens, 1193 nucleotides. Its product is annotated as putative translation elongation factor eEF-1 subunit gamma. Gene Ontology annotation, biological process: translational elongation. Gene Ontology annotation, molecular function: translation elongation factor activity. The transcript has 4 exons. The coding region runs from base 24 to 1193 and encodes 389 amino acids. The record is from RefSeq and is a predicted model, not a curated record. Lineage: Eukaryota; Fungi; Ascomycota; Eurotiomycetes; Eurotiales; Aspergillaceae. Gene Ontology annotation, cellular component: nucleus; cytoplasm.
AUCAUCCACCCCUUACAUUCAAAAUGGCGUUCGGAAAGCUUUACGGUCUGCCCGACAACGGUCGCACCCUGGCCAUUCUGGUCGCUGCUAAGCACAAUGACCUCGACUUGGAGCUGGUCAAGACUGAGGCCAACUCUGCUGCCACCUUCAACAGUGGCGCUGAGUACCGCAAGAUUAGCCCCGUUGGCAAGAUCCCUGCCUUCGAGGGUGCCAACGGCUUCACUCUCUCCGAGGCCAUCGCCAUUGCCGUCUAUGUCACCUCCCAGAACGAGAAGACCACUCUCCUCGGCAAGACCAAGCAGGACUAUGCUUCUAUCCUCCGCUGGCUCUCCUUCGCCAACGCCGAGGUUCUCCCCAAGCUCGGCGCUUGGUACCGCCCCCUGAUGGGUCUCGAUGGCUACAACAAGAAGGCCGUCGACGAGGCUGCCAAGAAUGCCCUCAAGGCCCUCGCUGUCCUUGAGUCCCACCUCACCGCCAACACCUUCCUUGUUGGUGAGCGUAUCACCCUGGCUGAUAUCUUCGCCGCUUCCCUCCUCACCCGCGCCUUCGCCACUGUCCUUGACAAGACCUUCCGCCAGGAGAACCCCGCCGUUACCCGGUGGUACAACACCAUUGUCAACCAGGACUCUUUCAAGGCCAAGGAGGAGAAGCCCAAGGCUGCUGCCCCCGCUGCUGAGGAGAAGCCCGCCGCUGAGGCCCCCAAGCCCAAGCACCCCCUCGAGGCUCUCGGCAAGCCCACCCUCAUCCUCGACGAGUGGAAGCGCGAGUUCUCCAACAACGACCCCCGCACUGAGGCCAUGCCCUGGUUCUGGAAGAACUUCAAGGCCGAUGAGUACUCCCUGUGGAAGGUCGACUACAAGUACAACAACGAGCUCAAGCUCACCUUCAUGGCCAACAACCUGAUCGGUGGCUUCCACGCCCGUCUUGAGGCUUCCCGCAAGUACCUCUUCGGUGCCCAGUCCGUCUACGGUGUCAACUACGACUGCAUUGUCAACGGUGCCUUCAUGGUCCGUGGCCAGGAGUGGGAGCCCGCUUUCCAGGUCGGCCCCGACUGGGAGGGUUACACCUACACCAAGCUCGAUGCCUCCAACGAGGCUGACCGCAAGGUCAUCGAGGACAUGUGGGCUCAGGAUGUCCCCGUCACCGUUGACGGCAAGACCCUUGAGUGGACCGACGGCCACGUCUUCAAAUAA